AUGAACAAAAAUAAGCAAAGGACUAAAAAGAGAUUGCCCAAAGGCCGAUCACGAUAUAUCCCAACACAAGAAGAGGUUGAACGACGAAAUGCAGAAAUCACAAGAAGAUCAAAAGAUGACGAUUCAGAAGAAGUUGAGUCUGGAUCUGAAGUUGAAGCAUCAGAAGAAUCUGCAUCGGCACCAGAUUCAAAAUCAGAAAAAGCAAACGAAAAAGAUGAACAAAAUAAAAACGAACAAGAUGAAGAAAAAAAUACCAAUUGA
This is a messenger RNA of Plasmodium berghei ANKA, 261 nucleotides long. RefSeq names its product conserved Plasmodium protein, unknown function. The transcript has a single exon. Bases 1 to 261 code for a protein of 86 amino acids. NCBI's taxonomy places the organism in Eukaryota, Apicomplexa, Aconoidasida, Haemosporida, Plasmodiidae. The record is from RefSeq and is a predicted model, not a curated record.